GCUUUUGUUCAUGCACUAAACCCUUUUGCACUUUGGACCCUCUCCAUUCAAUUUCCUCUCAAUUUUCAAUUUUCACCACUCUGAGAUCCCAAACUUCUGCAACUAUAGCCUCCAUUAUUAGUACACAGCAGCAUCAUCAACCUCUCCAAAUUCCACCAAGGAAGAAGAAGAGACAUAAAACAUGGAGCAGACCAAUGUAUUCAGCAGCCUCAAACUCAUUCAGACAGCAAAGCAUCAGAUCCUAAGGAAAGUGAGCAUCAAACAACUGUUCAUGUUGCUGUCUGUUUCUCUCUUCUCCCUUGUGUUCUCCAGCUCUAACUGCCCCUCCUUCCUCAAAGCGUUCAAUUUCGACAUCUCAACCUUCCCAUUCAGGCUCUUCACGCACGCGGUCGACAAGAACUGCAUAUUCCUCAUCUGCAAUGGGAUCCUCGUCUUCCUCGCCAAGAGCUCGGGCCUCAUCAAGGGCAGCAGGACGUUCAGAAAGGGUAGAAAGCAAGCCGAAUCACUAUCUUUUGACAUGAAAGCUGCACAAGCAUUCGAAUACACGGAUGAACAUUUGUCAGGUGGUCUGAGAGGUUCGGAUGAUUUGGUACCAGUAAAUACAGACAGGUAUUCGGUCAAAGAAGUGAAAAGAGAAAAUGAGGACGACUUGGAUGAAGCUUCCGAAGUAUCGAAAGCAGAAGAAGAGGCAAGUGCUGUAGUGGCCAGUGGAGAAGAGCAUCAUUCGAUCGAAGAACAUGAAAAUUGUGCAGUGUCAAUAGAGGAAGACUACGGAUUUGAUGACCAAAUCGGAGAUGAUCAUCGUGAUGAUGAUCAGAUGGAAGAGCAAGGAGAAGAAGAAGAAGACGACGUAUUUGGAAAUAAGACGACGAAUUUGAGUAUGGAAGAAUUGAACAAGAAGUUCGAAGAGUUCAUAAGAAGGAUGAAGGAAGAAAUUAAGAUCGAGGACCAGCAGCAACUCGCCGCGGUCUAGUCUACCAACGUACACAUGUUUAAUACAAAUACAUAUAUAGAGUUAUAUAUUAUAUUUUGAACAUAUAUAUCCUCAGUUUGCAUGUGGAUUAUAUAUGUUACGUCCCUUAAAAUAUUUCGCGAGUUCAUUCAGAUUAUUAUGUUCCUUAAUAAUUUCUCGUCUUCGUUCUAUGUGAAUAGUAAUAUAUAAGUUUUCCCA
Molecule: messenger RNA, 1171 nt
Organism: Punica granatum (pomegranate)
Lineage: Eukaryota; Viridiplantae; Streptophyta; Magnoliopsida; Myrtales; Lythraceae
Source: RefSeq, a predicted model, not a curated record